AUGCUCAAUCCUAUAGAACUACAGCUUCUUCCUUCCUGCUUCGAAGCUCUCUCCUGGUCGCCCGACGGUGACCUUGCUGUGGCCGCAGGCGAGCAUGUCCAGAUUUUAACACCCAAAACUGGCUGCUUGAAACCAAACACGCCGGGCAAAGAUGCUUGGGAUAUCACGCGUAUUCGCGUCAAUACCUUCACUAAUGCCGAAUGGGCACCCAUCCCCCCUCAAAAUCGGGAUGAUUUCUCUCUUGGUGCUGAGCAGUCAACAAGUACUGUCAUUGGCCUAGCAUGGUCUCCGGCAGGACUGGCUCGAUUCCGCCGCAGUGUAUUGGCUGUUCUGGGGUCAAACUUGAUCCUGUCGCUGUGGGAACCUAUUGGGCCUAGAGCGAUAUGGACAAGAGUCGCGAUUGUCAAUCAUGCGCUGCAUCCUGACCCCUCGGCUCCCUCGACACUGACUGGCGAACUACUUCGCAAGGCAAAUAUUCGAUCCUUCCAUUGGUGCGAGCCUCUGAAAACUCCAAUACAACCCGAAGAUUCUGACCAGGCAUCGGAACCUGAGAGUCGAUGGGGUAUCCAGUUGAUGUCUGUUACAAAUGAUGCCAACGAGGUCGUUCUGCUACAAAUUAAGAGGAACGCCAACCCCACAUCAUCUACCCGGUCUUAUCACACCGAGAAGUUGACUUCUUAUCAGCUUUCCGGGGAGAAGAACACACCCAAGGUUUGUCCUGGGUCAAUUCUCCAGAAAACCCUUCAACUGAAAUCACGCAUUCUGUCAAUCUCGACCGGGCCAUGGGCCCCUUUGCAUGCAGCAAAGAAAAAUGGCGUCCAUUCGACCUCGGCAAUGAUCGCAGCUGUGUAUGGCAAGCAGCUAUACCCCCUGAAGACGACCAUCACCUUGCGUAGAUCGGACAACGGUACUAAUACUACUGCGGAAUACCAAGUUACGGCUGAUCUGGCAGACCAUUCAUUGGCAAAUUCAUCAUCAAGGUGGGCGUACUGUCAGGUCGAAGGCCCAAUAAAAUGGAUUCACACGAACCAAUCCCCAAAGAUAAAUUUGGUAGUUGGCACCUCCACCGGAUUCCUUACUAUCUCUAUGCCUCGUGCUGUUUAUCAAGGCACCGGGAAGGGCAAAGACCGAUUUGAAUUCUGGCCAACUUCUACAUCAUCAUUUCCCAUUGAAGACGGCGAGCCUCGAAGUGACUGGGAACUCAUCGCAGGCAUGGCCACAUUGACCGACGAGCAAAAUGAUUCAUGUGUGCUUCACCUGGGCACCUCGGCCGCACUAGGAGCUGUCAUUGGAUUGGAGACAACGAUUACAAAGGAAGCUGAAUCCGAUUGCAGUCUGGGCCUGCCACAGUGGAGCAAGGUAAUCAAGAAUAUUCGUGAACAAUAUGAUUUAGACCACGAUCUGCAAGGAUACGCCAUGAAUCGAGUUUGGGGUUUAGCCUCCUACCGUGGUGUCCUUGCAGUUCUUGUUACUCGCCACCCGACAAAUAUGAUUCAAUACAAAGUCGCAUCCGACGAGAGGGCCGUUGUCGGGUUUGCAUUCGAGGGUACCGAGGAAUCCCCAGAUCUCGAGUCGCUCUUCUCGCCAGUUCCCGAUCACAAUGAACAAUCCGAAGGAAGUGGAAGAAAGAAGCCUGUCACUUUCUUGCUUUCGCGGUGCGACAAGGAUGAUGAAAUCAACACCGAGGAUCAAAGACUCAUCUACGCUGCCGCAUGCUGUAGUAUCGUGGAUAAACGCCUUGCGUCGACUCGCCCUCAAGCUCAAAGGGCCCUGGAACGUUUAGCAGUAAAGACGGGUGCCGAUUUGAGCGAGGAAAUAUCAAAUUGUACGAAUGGUGCCUCCACAAUAUCGAGCAAAUCGCCAGACCAGCUCUCCCAAGCAGGGGGUCACUUAUUUGAGAAGUGCGAUAUUUGCGAAGCAGGUAUUCCUUGGGCCUCAACCACAGAGGCCCAAUGCGAAAGUGGCCAUCUUUUUGUACGCUGUGGACUUACGUCCCUGGCCAUUCAAGAGCCUGGCAUCUCCAAAUACUGUUCUACUUGCCAGAUAGAGUUUCUGGAUGAAGAAUUGAUUGCUCGCCUGCGUGAUGAAGCGAUAAGUCCCGUCUUCAUGGGUGUCGCCAGGGCUUUCGAUACUUGUCCCUCCUGCAACUCCAAAUUCAAGUGCAGCAACCUCACUUAA
Messenger RNA from Penicillium waksmanii, 2178 nucleotides. RefSeq lists its product as uncharacterized. Gene Ontology annotation, cellular component: transcription factor TFIIIC complex. The record is from RefSeq and is a predicted model, not a curated record. Lineage: Eukaryota; Fungi; Ascomycota; Eurotiomycetes; Eurotiales; Aspergillaceae. Gene Ontology annotation, molecular function: histone acetyltransferase activity. Bases 1 to 2178 code for a protein of 725 amino acids. Gene Ontology annotation, biological process: transcription initiation at RNA polymerase III promoter. The transcript is spliced from 5 exons.